Molecule: messenger RNA, 903 nt
Organism: Nanorana parkeri
Lineage: Eukaryota; Metazoa; Chordata; Amphibia; Anura; Dicroglossidae
Product: protein-glutamine gamma-glutamyltransferase E-like
Exons: 5
Coding region: 166-903 (245 amino acids)
Biological process (GO): peptide cross-linking
Molecular function (GO): protein-glutamine gamma-glutamyltransferase activity
Source: RefSeq, a predicted model, not a curated record
UUAUUAAUUUGCUACUGAUUGAGAGGAGGACACCUAUGAAGACAAAGGUUUGAGUCAGUCAAGGCUUCAUACUUGGAUCUGUCACCAGUUCCCAAAUACAUCUACAGAGUUAUGCUGGAUAGGUAACAGUGUACAACUUGAAGCAGUUCCAACUAUAAGGUAAUCAUGGCAGAAUUGUCAAUCCCGACAUCUCGUUUCAUUGAAGCUGAGAUUGCAGGGAAGCUCAAAGUGGUUGGUACACAUGCUAUUGGCAAAGAUGUCACUUUUAAGCUAUUGAUCGCAAACCUGACGACCAAGUCCAAGGUUAUUACUGCCGACAUCAAGGCAAGUUCAAUCCUGUAUACAAGGAAGGAGAUCCAUGAAAUAUUCAAGGAGAGCAGAAAAAUAAGUCUUCGAGGUUGUGAAGUGAAAGAAGAACCAGUGAUCAUAACCUACGCUCAAUAUGAUGGCCUCUUAACUGCAGAUAAUGCCAUAGAGGUGACAAUUGUCUGCUCCUAUGAAGCAGUCAAAGGAACAAUCAUUGUCGAAAACAACGUUGUCCUGGAUAACCCAACAUUUGAAAUUAAGCUGAAAGAACCAGCCCUGUUGAAUCAGCCUGUUAAAGCUGAAGUAAUAUUCACCAACCCGCUGAACCAAGAGGUAUCUGAUAUUGUGGUGACAGCAGAAGGCAGCGGACUUCUUCAGGAUCCAAUCACAGUCAAGGCAGGCUCAGUGAAGCCCAAGGAGACCAUAUCGAUCCCUCUUAUAAUAAUUCCAUACAGAUCCGGCCCUAAACAUUUGUUAGUUGAUCUAACAACCGACAAGUUCCAGAAUUCAAAAGGAUUUGUAGAGGUGGAAGUCCGUGAGCCAGAAAAAGAUGGAAAAGAUGAAAAGAACUCAUUACCACCACAACUAACAUUAUGA